GAAGAAGAAGCAGACACUCCCUCCUCCCAGUGCCAAGAAAAAGCAGAACAAACAGCUGAUCCAGCACGGUCACUUUUUUAUCAAAACAAGAUGAAAAAUCUACUUUUGCUGCUUCUCUUGUGUCACGUGUCGUCAUCAGUAAAACACUCCCUGAAGUUUUUCUUAACUACAUCUUCUGGAAUCCCAAACUUCCCACAGCUUGUGGUUGCUGCAAUGGUUGAUGACCUUCUGACGGGUUACUGUGACACCAAUAUAAAGAGAAUACAACCAAAACAGGACUGGAUGAAAACAGCAUUAGAAAACAAUCCGCAGCAUUUGGAGUGGUACACUCAAUACUGUUUUGAGAUCCUGCCACAUAUAUUCAAAGCCAGGAUGGACAACUUGAAGCAGCACUUCAACCAAAGUGGAGGUAUCCACGUUUUCCAGAGGAUGAUUGGCUGUGAGUGGGAUGAUGAGACUGGAGAGGUUAAGGGUUUUAUGCAGUAUGGUUAUGAUGGAGAAGACUUCAUAUCAUUGGACCUGAAGACACUGACAUGGAUCGCUCCGAAACCACAGGCUGUCGUCACCAAACUGACAUGGGAUGCUGACAAAGUCAGACUAAUAGACUAUGAAAACUACUUAACUCAUGUUUGUCCUGAGUGGCUGAAGACUUAUGUGGCCUUUGGAAAUAGCUCUCUGCAGAGAAAAGACCUUCCCUCAGUGUCUCUCCUCCAGAAGUCUCCCUCCUCUCCACUCAGCUGCCACGCUACAGGUUUCUACCCUGACAGAGCCAUGAUGUUCUGGAGGAAAGAUGGAGAGGAGAUUCAUGAGGACGUGGAGCUCGGAGAGAUCCUCCCCAACCACGAUGGAUCCUUCCAGAUGAGUGUUGACCUGAACCUUUCAUCAGUCCCACCUGAAGACUGGAGGAGGUACGACUGUGUGUUUCAUCUCUCUGGUGUGAAGGACCACAUCGUCACCACACUGGACAAAGCAGUGAUCAGGACCAACAUGGAGAAGCCCAGUGACAUCACCGUCCCCAUCACUGCAGCAGUGGUUGUUCUCGUCCUCGUUGUUUCCACUGGAUUCAUUGUUUACAAAAAGAGGAAAGCCAAACUUCCCCCAUCUCCUCCUGACAGCAGCUCUGAGCUCUCUGAGAAACUCAAUCCAGAAACCUGACUGACAAAAAGAGUAAACACUAUGAUAUCUGUUACAUUAUAGCUUUACAAAGCUUUACAAAAAGUCUGAAAGAUGGCUUCCUGCAAUCAGAAUGAAGUGGUUAUGAUUCAUAUGCUUGAUAUUCAAAAAUGAAAUAUAAUAAAUUUAUUCCAGAUCACACAUUUUUAAUGUUUUACAUAUAGUAUGUCAGAUUUUUCUAUUAAUCUUUAUUUUCUCACUUAUUUUACUGUGAUGCAACAAAGUGUUUCCUGUUUCUAAGAAUGCUAAAUAAAUGUUUUUGAUUAUAUUGUAAUAUUUUAUGGCUUCAGAACAAAUGAAUUACAGGUUUCUGUCAACAUGUAGAGACUGAAUGCAGUGAUUAAAAUCACCUCUUGUGGUGGAUUAGACAGGACAGGUGAAGAGACAUGAUUCAUGACAAGUUUACCACAGGGGUUACUAACUAGUAGCUACUGGUAAGACUGGAGGAGCCACAUAGACAGUGAUGGUGGUUGGACAGUUGAGCGGACCAUGGCAGUCAUGAAGUUACCUGUUGAAUCGUUGGACUGUAGUUUAGCCUGAGCAGAUAUGAUGAAGAGAUCAGGCAGCAGAGUUUCAGCUCUUUGCUUGGGUGAGUGAAGGAUUUAAAGGCAGCUUAAAGAUACAUUAGGUCAGGAUCAGAGAAUGGUGUCGCCUGUCAGAGGGCUCAGAUUUAUAACGCCACAGCUAACCUAGGACCUAAUGAAAGGUCAAUCAUGAUUUAACAUGAAUAAUGGGCUUCUAUAGGAAUCCACACAACCUCUGGCACAUUUUCCUGUGUACUGAUAACCAUAAAUGAAUGUGAAAAUCAAAUGUAUUGCUCUUUCUUUUGGUGCUGAUGUUUUGCUUUUCAAUAAAGUCAACCAUUUUCAAAA
Molecule: messenger RNA, 2045 nt
Organism: Epinephelus fuscoguttatus (brown-marbled grouper)
Lineage: Eukaryota; Metazoa; Chordata; Actinopteri; Perciformes; Serranidae
Product: major histocompatibility complex class I-related gene protein-like
Exons: 7
Coding region: 91-1155 (354 amino acids)
Biological process (GO): immune response
Cellular component (GO): external side of plasma membrane
Source: RefSeq, a predicted model, not a curated record